Molecule: messenger RNA, 826 nt
Organism: Mytilus trossulus (common blue mussel)
Lineage: Eukaryota; Metazoa; Mollusca; Bivalvia; Mytilida; Mytilidae
Exons: 2
Coding region: 1-774 (257 amino acids)
Biological process (GO): DNA integration; DNA recombination
Molecular function (GO): DNA binding
Source: RefSeq, a predicted model, not a curated record
AUGUGCAAGUUACUGCUAGGAAGCAGAAGUGACAAUACUAUUAAAUCUUAUUUUUAUGCAUUUAGACGUUGGGAACAGUACAUAACUAAGCUAGGUUUUGCUGCUUUGCCAGCCCAAUCUAUUCAUAUCGCACUUUAUUUUACUCAUUUGCUUGAGCAAGGUUCGACUUUUCACCCUAUUGACAAUGCUAAGUACGGGAUUAAAUGGGCACACGAGAUCAAUGGUUUGACCGAUCCUACAGAAAACUCAUUUGUCUCAUUCAUACAAGAAGCCGCAAAACGUACAGCUUACAAAACAGUUACUAAAAAAGAACCGGUUACUACUGAUAUGUUGAUACAACUUUGUGAAAAAUAUUCAGAUUCAGAAGAUUUGUUGAUUGUAAGGGAUUUAACUAUGACUUUAUUAGGGUUUGCAGGUUUUUUAAGAUAUGAUGAAUUAAGCUCUUUACUUUUUAGCAAUGUUAAAGUUAAAGAUGAUUUUCUAGUUUUGUAUUUAAACAAAAGCAAGACUGACCAGUAUAGGCAAGGAAAUGAAGUGUUGAUUUCCAAAGGUUUUUCAGUGGCUUGUCCUUUUAAUAUGUAUUUGAAAUAUGUUCGGUUAGCAGGUUUACAUUCUCUUCGUUCCGGUGGGGCAACGGCAGCCGCAAAUCAUGUUGCUAACGAUAGUAGAUGUUUGAAAAGACACGGGAGAUGGAAAACUGAGAAAAGUAAAGAUAGUUAUAUCGUGGACUCCAUUGAAAAGAGGCUUAAAAUGUCACAAACACUGGGACUGUAACGUCACUUUUUUCCUGAUCCCCCGUUCUUUGUAUUUUUCUAUCGAGCAUGAC